Molecule: messenger RNA, 1825 nt
Organism: Manihot esculenta (cassava)
Lineage: Eukaryota; Viridiplantae; Streptophyta; Magnoliopsida; Malpighiales; Euphorbiaceae
Exons: 6
Coding region: 374-1765 (463 amino acids)
Source: RefSeq, a predicted model, not a curated record
CCAAUAAGAACCUUCCUAAAAAGAAAUGAAGAACUCAGAAUUACAGCAAUGAGAUUAAUUAAUAAAUCUAUCAUUUUUUUGUGCUUUCUUAGUACCCUACCAGUGUUUUUUUGCAGCUUCCAAAGCCCUCACUCUUCUUUUCAGGAAGUACUGUUUCGUCUCCUUCCCAGUCCUCACAGUCACAGACCCACAACUAAUAUCCAUGUCAUUGAGUGAAACACACUGGUCUCUCUCUCAUUUGUUGAAGAAACAGUGGUUAAGUCUUAAGUGGUUAUCUGAUAUCCCAUGUGGGUCUUAAUACUUAUUAAGGUGGAUUGCUCAACCUCAAGUGUAUCCAAGUCUGUCUUCCCCAGAUAGCUCAAUAGUCUCUAUAAUGGAUUUCGCAAGUCCCAAAUGUUUUCAAGCUGCUCCUGUUUUUGCGUCUACUGGGGAUCCAGCAUUGCAAAGUAAGGACAACAGGUUUGCAGACGCCUUUCAAGACCCACUUUGCAAGCUUAAUCUCAAGGAGACAUCUGAGUUUGUCAAGUCAUUUCCAAUGGCAGGCAAUAUGGAAUGCAGAGGUUUUCUUGAAUUUCCACCUCAAAGGAGAAGAGAAGGAGUGCAUUCAAUGGCUCAGAGGAGAGUAGAAAUUCCCUCUACUCCUGGUAGGCCAAUAAUCAACUACAGCAUUGGUAAUCAUACAAAAAAGAGCUUGCCCUCUAAGUGGGAGGAUGCAGAGAAGUGGCUGAUGAGCAGUUCUUGCCAUGAAUCUCCUGCUCAUGCCUUUAAGCCAUCGCCAGGGUCUUCAAAGAUUCAGAAACAAAGUGAUAACUUUAAGCAUCAAAUGGAAGAAGUUGCAGAGAAAUCAAGGGUCACAGAGGAAAAAGUCUCAAAGCUUGUUCCUUCUUUUCAGGGGUCGGUAUCUUUGGAACGAAUAGCUUUUAGUGGGGUCUCUUCUUCUUCUAAUGUGCUUCUAAAAGACAAGUUCAUUGAUGAGGAAAAACCAGUUCUGCUAAAUUUUAGAUUCUCAGAUCAAUCAAAAGAAGGAUUUCUUUUUAGAAACUCAGCCAAUGAAGCAAUGAAAGGUGUUGGUCCUGAAGUAUUUCAUGAGGUAGAACAUAGAGAUAUUGGUACAGAAAUGACUCCUCUAGGCAGUUCCAUAAAUUCUAGAUGCCACACACCAAUCAAAAGCUCAUCACCUGCUCGCCAUAACACGCCUGCUAAUAGGUCAGGCCCUUUGCCUUUGGGGACGUCUGGCAGCACCAAUAGUAGCAUUGACAUAUCCCAGCUACAAGCUUGCCAUUUGGCUAAGCUACAACUUGGGUCUCAAUAUGAUUCUAUUACAUCAAAUUGGAGCUCAAGGGAAGAAGAGGAGGAGGAAAUAUCAAAAAGCCUGAGACACUUUGAAACAGGCAUCACUUGCAGGAAAAGUGUUUCAGAUUCAAGAGCUGCUGCAUGGGAGGAAGAGGAGAAGACAAAGUGCUGUCUUAGGUAUCAAGGAGAGGAAGCAAAAAUUCAAGCGUGGUUGAACCUCCAAACUGCAAAAGCAGAAGCUCAAACAAGAAAGCUUGAGGUGAAAAUACAAAAGAUGAGAUCAAACUUAGAAGAGAAGUUGAUGAAGAGAAUGGCAAUUGUUCACAGAAAAGCUGAAGAAUGGAGAGCUACCGCUAGCCAGCAACACACUGAGCAGAUGCAAAGAGCUAGUGAACAAACCAAGAAGAUGAUGAACGGACAAUUUUCUGGCCACACUUCUUGUGGUUGCUUUCCUUGCAGCAUCUAUCCUUGAUCUAGAAAUAAAAGAUAGAUGUAUCCGUCUCCUGCUCAUUCUAAGCAAAACCCAAUUAAA